Molecule: messenger RNA, 720 nt
Organism: Carya illinoinensis
Lineage: Eukaryota; Viridiplantae; Streptophyta; Magnoliopsida; Fagales; Juglandaceae
Product: CEN-like protein 1
Exons: 4
Coding region: 1-546 (181 amino acids)
Biological process (GO): vegetative to reproductive phase transition of meristem; flower development
Source: RefSeq, a predicted model, not a curated record
AUGUCUAGGUUCAUGGAACCACUAAUUGUGGGGAGAGUUGUGGGAGAGGUGGUGGACAUUUUCACCCCAAGUCUUAGAAUGAAUGUAAUCUACAACUCUAAUAAGGAAGUUGCCAAUGGCCAUGAACUCAUGCCUUCUGUCAUUAUUUCUAAACCCCGCGUAGAUAUUGGUGGGGAGGACAUGAGGACUGCUUAUACACUAAUUAUGACAGACCCCGAUGCUCCAAGUCCUAGUGAUCCGUAUUUAAGGGAGCAUCUCCAUUGGAUGGUCACUGACAUUCCUGGCACCACUGAUGCUUCUUUUGGAAAAGAAACUGUGGGUUACGAGACUCCGAAGCCAGUUUUUGGAAUCCAUAGGUACGUGUUCCUCUUAUUCAAGCAGAGUGGGAGACAAACAGUAAGGACUCCAGCUACAAGAGACCAUUUCAACACAAGAAGAUUCUCAGAAGAAAAUGGUUUGGGUCUGCCAGUGGCUGCAGUGUACUUCAAUGCACAGAGAGAGACCGCUUCAAGAAGAAGAUAUGAUUCAAUAACAGGGAAAAAGUAAGAGGAAUGGGCAUUCCUGCAAUAUCGAAAAAGGUUGUUUUCAAUUUCCAUGUUGUGAGUAUAUUUAUGGGCACGUACGGUGUAGUUUUCCUUCUGCCUUUUGUAAGACGAGCUGUACUUGGUACUGUGCGUCCGUAUGUUCUCUACUACUAGGUUUUGGGAAUUGAUGGUCCCA